Molecule: messenger RNA, 628 nt
Organism: Eriocheir sinensis (Chinese mitten crab)
Lineage: Eukaryota; Metazoa; Arthropoda; Malacostraca; Decapoda; Varunidae
Exons: 4
Coding region: 149-589 (146 amino acids)
Source: RefSeq, a predicted model, not a curated record
CCUCCAUGCUUAUCUCUUCCCUUCCUCGCUCCUUAGCGUAGUCUUCCUCUUGCGAACCGUCGCCUCGCCUCGAUCACUUCCUCUCGACACGCCCCAGCAGCCAGUCCUUCUCCUCCACCCGAGGCAAGAGUCGGCAAGUACAAGCAAAAUGAAUUACUUCGUGAUGAUGGCCAUGGUGGUGGUGGUGGUGGUAACGUUUCCGCUUCCUAAUGCUGACGCUCUCAUCGACUGCUACGUGUGUAUUGGUUACGAUUCCAGCCUCUCAGAGAACGAACUGAUCAAUAACAAGUACUGCCCGCAAGGUAGCUUUGACUCGUCGAAGGUGACCACAACGAAGGGGGUGGCCUGCAUGGCUGUUAUAGUGGAAAAAGGCGGGAAAACACUGACGGAGAGGGUCUACAUAUCUACUACCACGAAGAUGGCUUCGAACAUGACGACAAGAGGCUAUUAUAAGGGGAGCAUUCACGGUUACAUCUGCGACGAAGCCUUCUGUAACGAUCAGAGCCCCUCGGCCUCCUCCACCCUCAGUUUCCAGCUCCCGCUCCUCCUCCUGUCUCUACUGGCGGCCCUGCAUCGAUGCCUGGCUUAACACAGUCUCUACCAUCUCCACAGCCUCCACCACUUAGUA